AUGAACCCUUUGCAACAUAAAUCGCACGAACAAGUUAUCGUCAAAUUGAUCGCAUCUCAUAUUUUAGAAACAAAUUCAAGAGUGGUACCAUGGAAUGAAUUAGACGAUAUGUCAAAAAUUGGAGAAGGAAGUUUUGGUGAAGUUGCGGCUGGUAUGCAAUUAUCACAUGACUAA
This is a messenger RNA of Dentiscutata erythropus, 174 nucleotides long. NCBI's taxonomy places the organism in Eukaryota, Fungi, Glomeromycota, Glomeromycetes, Diversisporales, Gigasporaceae. The record is from the annotation of a GenBank genome assembly.